AAACAGAAGUUGCAGAACUCUGUCUGUUGCUGAGAGAGGUGUUGACAAGUGAGACUGAGUGUGUGGGAGAGAGAGAGAGCAGAGCAGAGCAUCCAGCAACCCGAAUGCAGUUCAGAAAUCUCCAAUGGAACCCAACUCUGACCGUAACAUUGAUUCCUAUGGGAACCUAUGAUUCACUUAAAGUCAGUUGUCAGGAAUGCUACUGCAACCGAACAAUGAAUUCAGAGACGGAGAAUAGGACAACUGUAACUCAGAAUAUUCUUGAAUUUCUGCUGACAACCCAAGAGACUUUCCAGAGGACUGAUCCCUCAGUUGAAAAGGCAGACCCUCUGCCAAUCAUCAUCGCCUUGAUAUGCAUAUUCCUUCUCUUGGCAACAUGUGUGAGUUUUGUUGCCUUGUGUAAUCCUGCGGGUCUGGACGCUUCCCGCUACGGCCCCUAUGAGUGCAUGCCAUAUCAUGUGGAGGACUCCAGUGAGCCCCGAUUAAAACUGUGGAAACGUCUGGGAUCCCUGAGGUGCUCCAUAAACAGCUUCCGGUGGAAUCGACCCUUCCCUCAACCUCCGCAAACCUUUGCAAGUCGUUGUCAGAUGGACCAAAACGACUCGGACCUCACAGAGUCAACAAAAAUGUAAUGAUUCAGCGAACAUCAAGUUUGCAAAAAGAUGCAUUGAGGCCAGCGUGGGGAAGUAAUGAAAGGUUAACUACUGCUGCAAACAAUGCUCCAGGCAUCAGCAAAAAGCAAGAUCUCAGUUGUAAUGAGGAUUCGAGAAACGUACUUCAUAAUACCGAACAGAUUGCAAUUUGUAUAGUGGCUAGCAUCCACAGGGAAAACACAUUGUGCUCCAACGACUUAAUCCAUGGUAACCUUCAGACUGGAAGACAACCAUGAGCUAAAGGAUACAACAAUGCUGUUUGGAAGUUUUCAGUUCAAAAAAGUUGUUCAUUGUUUCACUUUAAUAUAGAACUAUAACAUCAUUACAGAACUACAACCUCAUUACACUUUUAUCAUCAGUCUGCAAGGCCCCGAUUCUCCUUCAUCUUUCAUGAGACAUUCAGACUGACAGCAGCUCCUGUCAUCCUCAGUACCAGUUUCAUAUUUAAUCCUGGGCAGUGAAAUUUGAGAUUGAAGGAAACGCAACCACUUUCGAGGGCAAGUGGGUGGGAAGCUAAUGAUACAGUUUGCAAUAAUGCCCUGGUUGAUGCAAUCCGAAAUUCUCAUUUCAGUCUAAUAAUGUUUCUCAGAGGAAAAAUGAUAUUAUUUCAAAUGCCCAAUAGAAAUUACAAAUCUCCUGCAUCCAACAGGAAGCACGGCAGGGACCUAAAGGUAUGAAGGCAAAUACGGGGGAUGCUGGAAAUCUGAAACAAAUGCAGAGAAAGUGCCUGGGGAAACUCAGCAGGUCUGGCAGCGUUGGUGGAGAAACAGUUAAUGUUUCAAGUCUGGUAUAACUCUUCCUCAGAACUGACAAAAAUGGACAUUAAGUUAACGACCUGCCAAUGUUACUGGUACAAUUGAACUUGUUGAAUUUAUAACAUAUGAAUUACAUAAAUAGAGUCCUCAAUGACUCUGAUUUGUAGCACUGUAUAUGGUAGUGAUAACCAGUAUCAAGAAUUCUCAAAGUAUCAGUAAAAAGUUUAGAAUUGAUAAACAUUUGAAGCUACAUAUUAAUUACGGAAGGCAGCUCUCAUCAGUGGAUGCAUGGGGGAGGAUGUGGAAUGUGAUAAUAUCACAGGACUAGAAAUCCAGAGAUGAAAAUGUGUUGCUGGAAAAGCGCAGCAGGUCAGGCAGCAUCCAGGGAACAGG
Molecule: messenger RNA, 1801 nt
Organism: Chiloscyllium plagiosum (whitespotted bambooshark)
Lineage: Eukaryota; Metazoa; Chordata; Chondrichthyes; Orectolobiformes; Hemiscylliidae
Source: RefSeq, a predicted model, not a curated record